Molecule: messenger RNA, 888 nt
Organism: Trypanosoma rangeli
Lineage: Eukaryota; Euglenozoa; Kinetoplastea; Trypanosomatida; Trypanosomatidae
Exons: 1
Coding region: 1-888 (295 amino acids)
Source: RefSeq, a predicted model, not a curated record
AUGUACAUACUGUUGCUGUUGUGCUGCCUGUGUGCGGCGCUGCUGCACGGCGAGGCGGCUGUUGUGCGGUACGAAAUGGAGACUGUGCGUGCGGAGGUGGUGGACUUUCUUCCUGCCGAUCACUGGGCGCAGUACGACGAGACCGCCUUCGAGCGUGGGCGUGGCUCUUUUGUUUCUCGCUACAACGACGCGCCGUACUUUGAGGCGCUGAACAUCUCUUCGCCUUUCUUCAGCCGUGACUCUGUGAGGUGGCACGUGUCGUCGGACGGCUUUCUCGCGCCGACACCGUCGCCGCUGUGCGACUUUUUCUGCUUGGACUCGGCGCCGGACACGCUCUACGGGUACUACCAGUUUGGCAGCGCGAUAUACGACGGCGGCGGCGACUGGCCGAUGAUCGGGCUGUACGUGGCGGACCUGAACCCCUCGGCUGCACGGCUGUCGCCGAGUGUCCGGGUGCACGGCGUGGCCGGCGCCGAUGGCGGCUCGGGGUACGAGCGGGUGACGGUGGAGUACCGCGAUGUGCCGCUGACUGUGUGCGCGGCGGCAGUGGGGACGGAGACGCUGACGGCGCAGGUGGAGGUGUGGGCCAACGGCACCAUCGUGAUGCGGUACCGACGCAUCCCCGCGUGCGGCAGCGCCUCGGUGGGCCUUGUGCUGUCGAAGCAGGAGCGCACCGUUGUGACUGACGUGCCGCGACCGGGCGGCAUCGUGGCGAUCCGGUACGAGCCGUCGUGGACGGGUGUGCUGCGUUUGUCCUCCGGGCCUGCACCAGGGCGGCGCUCCCGUGCGGGUGGUGCGCGGCGACGCGGAGGUGCGUGGCGAGGUCGCUCGCCGACAGCCUCUGCCCGCGCGGAAGCUUUUGGACGGUUUCGCCCUCCCCGUCGGUGA